UGGCUCGUGAAGGUGCUGCUUGUCAUGAGGCUGCAUCCAUUCUCAAGUUGCACCCUCGCCAGCAACUUUUCAUUUCCGGUGUAUUAAUUAAAGAAUCGAUUAUUCUUCAAAGUCAUACAGUAGUUUUUUUUUUUUUGCAGCUAGUGAUCUCAUUAGUUUCGAUAUUAUUGGAAGAAGAAAAAAAACUCUCGAGCAGGAGAGUUUCAAUAAAAUUUCCCUCAGUCUUGUAAUUGUUGGAAGAUAUGAGAGUUUUCGUAUUAUUGACUCUUUUGGUAGUCAGACUGCAUUUAGCGAGAUGUCAGGGAUUCGGAGGUGGUGGUCCAAGUACUUUCGGAUAUGAUGCAUCAUCAGCAUGCAGCAAACCAUACUCUCGUGAUGCUCGCGUUUUAUUUGAAAAUCUCCCCUGCGACUUUCGCCGACAAAAUUGGUGCACAGUCGCUGGCAAUACAUAUCCAUGGCAAGCAGUUCGAAGAUUCGUCAAGGAAAAUCAAGGCCUGAUGAGAAGAAUGUAUGGAGACGAGAGGCACAUUAAUAUUUUGAAAUCAGAACUGGAGAAAAAUGACAUUGAGAUAGAAAUCGAAUACAAUUAUCAAAGAUAUCCGGAAAAAUCCAGGCGCUUCGACUAUGACGAAUGGGAAUUAAAUGAUCCAAGAUAUCCCAGCAUCCUUGACGAGGAACCAGAGAGAAGAGGAUACACGAGUCGAUCUCUAAACGACGUGAAACUAAAGGUGGAUAAUAAAUUUUUCAAACUGGAAGAACGAGUGAAAUUCCAAUUCAAACCCUUGGAAAAUCCAACCAGUACAUCAACAUCGACAACAACUUCAACUUCUGCUCCUAGUUCUACUCUUCCGUCAACAAGUUCAUCUGAUAAAAUAACUUCGACAACAACUACUACUGCUGGGACUACUACUAGUAGUAGUAGUAGUACUUCUACUACUUCUACUACUUCGACUACUUCAACCACUUCUACUUCCACUACAACAACUACGACAACACCACCAAUGACAUCGCCAAUUUCCAAUUUUCUAAAUUCAUCAGAUUCGAAAUACAAUUCUACAACUCCAAAUGUGGAGAAUAACACCGAAUCACAUUCCACCUCAGCGCCAAUCACACUGGCCGACAUUGCAAAUAUUCAAAAUUUCAGUAUUAAUGAAAUUCCGGGACAGAAUAUUGAAUCUAAUGAGGAAAUUGCCGAUGAUGAAUUACCGACGACAAAAUUUCCCGAUUUAACGAGUAUCGAUCGAAUCGAUGAGAUUGUUGACAAUGAGAAUGAAGAUAAUGAUGAUGAUGAUGAUGAGGAUGAUGGUGAUGGUGAUGAAAGCGAGGAGGAAGAAAAAUUGGAGGAGGUGAUUGAUCAAUUGGCGGAGGAGAGCGAGAAACGCCAUGAAUUCCGACCUCGACCCGAGUAUCGUCCAUCCGAGACGAAAAAUAAUGGUUCCAGUAUGCAAGGACAAUUAUUUCAAGACGUCGCUGCCAAGGAGAAGCAGAAGCAACCGAUCUACAAGGGCCCUGGAAUAAAUGCUUGUCCAGUCAAGGAAGAAGUGGUGGCUCCAUUUUGGGCGAAUAACACUCGUGGUGAAGUCCUGGCUCUAUUAAAUCUUUAUCCCUUCGAGCAAUACGUCCAUUGGGAAAAGUGCACGCACGAGGACAAACAAAUGAAUUGCCGAGAUGGUUGCAAGUGUGAACAACAGUACAGAUUACACAGAUUAUUGGCCUACGAUCCAAAUAACGAGUGUCGUGGAAUUUUCAGUGAUUGGUUCAAAUUUCCCAGUUGCUGUUUGUGUCGCUGUUACAAUAUUCCUGUUGAAUUUCGUGUCACAUCUCGUUCACCUCGCUUGCAAAAACAAAAAGUAAAAUUACGAGUUUCGCGAAAUUAAAUUUAAAAAAAACCCUCUUUUCAUUUUUUUUUUUUUUUUAAAUCGAAAUAGAAAAUUUCAAAUUAAAUUGAGAACAUUAAUAGUUUUCUUAAUUUAUCUCUAUUUUUUAAAUAAAAAAAGAAAUUAUUUUCUAUUUCGAUUGAAAAACGAAUUUUUCUAGUUUUUAUAGAUAAAAAGUUGCGUUAAUACAGUAAAAAAAUGAGUUAUUAAUACUUUUUUGAAUUGAUUUUUAAACAACGUAAAGAAAUUAAAAAUUAGAAAAAAUUAGUAACUCAUUUCUUUUUUGUUUUUCGAAUUUGAAAUGCAAGGCUCGUGAUUGAAAUGAUUUCGCCAUUUCUUGUUUAUUUGUUUACGUUAUAUUUGAACAUUUUUUUUUUUUAUUUACUUGAUAAGUGAAUAGUAGGUGCA
This is a messenger RNA of Leptopilina heterotoma, 2285 nucleotides long. RefSeq names its product protein spaetzle 4 (gene spz4). The coding region runs from base 243 to 1877 and encodes 544 amino acids. Gene Ontology annotation, biological process: innate immune response; central nervous system formation; regulation of Toll signaling pathway. The record is from RefSeq and is a predicted model, not a curated record. The transcript has 6 exons. Gene Ontology annotation, cellular component: extracellular region. NCBI's taxonomy places the organism in Eukaryota, Metazoa, Arthropoda, Insecta, Hymenoptera, Figitidae. Gene Ontology annotation, molecular function: growth factor activity; Toll binding.